This is a messenger RNA of Esox lucius (northern pike), 5132 nucleotides long. It is a transcript of the gene mtr, whose product is annotated as 5-methyltetrahydrofolate-homocysteine methyltransferase. The transcript has 33 exons. Gene Ontology annotation, biological process: pteridine-containing compound metabolic process. Gene Ontology annotation, molecular function: methionine synthase activity; zinc ion binding; cobalamin binding. Bases 186 to 3995 code for a protein of 1269 amino acids. NCBI's taxonomy places the organism in Eukaryota, Metazoa, Chordata, Actinopteri, Esociformes, Esocidae. The record is from RefSeq and is a predicted model, not a curated record.
AUGCCGACAGCACACAGUAGAGUGAUCAUGUAAGACCUAGGAAAGUUUGCUCCACUUGUGAUUUGUGAUUUAUGACUAUCGGCUAGCGGCCGGAGUAUCAAGGUUCUCCUCGUUUGCCGGUGGAGGUUGCACGUGAGGCACUUUCUAUCUUUGGAUUUCUAACGACAAGAAGAAAUUUACAAGCCAUGGCUCCUACAAUGCCACAAAGUUCCAGAAGAGCAGACGCCGCCCCCAGCGCACCUUCGCUAGAGGCUGAGCUCAGGGACUUGUUGGCGAAGAGGAUCAUGGUUCUGGAUGGAGGCAUGGGCACCAUGAUCCAGGAGCAACAACUGGAGGAGGAGAGCUUCAGGGGGGAGGAGUUCAGAAACCACACCCACAGCCUGAAGGGCAACAAUGACCUGCUCAGCAUUACUCAGGGCGACGUCAUCUACAACAUACACAAGGAGUACCUGCUUGCCGGGGCAGAUAUAAUCGAAACCAACACUUUUAGCAGCACCAGCAUUGCCCAGGCCGACUAUGGGCUUGAGCACUUGGCCUAUCGUCUGAACAAGGUGUCUGCAGAGGUCGCCCGGAAAGCCGCAGAUGAUGUCACAAAUCAGACAGGUUGUAAAAGAUAUGUGGCGGGCGCUGUGGGCCCCACCAAUAAAACCCUGUCCGUGUCGCCCUCAGUGGAGAGACCAGACUUCAGGAACGUCACCUUCGAUGAACUGGUGGAGGCCUACACAGAGCAGGUCCGAGGGCUGUUGGAUGGAGGGGCAGAUAUCAUCAUGGUGGAAACCAUCUUUGACACUGCUAACGCCAAGGCGGCAAUUUUUGCAAUCGACAAGCUGUUUGAAAAUAGCUACAAACCAAGACCUAUAUUUAUCUCAGGAACAAUAGUAGACAGAAGUGGUCGUACUCUCUCCGGACAGACAGGAGAAGCCUUUGUCAUCAGUGUUUCCCACGCCAAGCCCCUGUGUAUUGGCUUAAACUGUGCCUUAGGAGCCACUGAGAUGAGGCCUUUUAUCGAGGCCAUUGGGAAAUGCACCACCGCUCACGUCCUGUGCUACCCCAAUGCAGGUCUGCCGAAUACGUUCGGAGGAUACGAUGAGGACCCAGAGUUGACUGCCUCCCAUUUAAAGGAGUUUGCAGUAGACGGCUUGGUGAAUCUAGUUGGUGGUUGCUGUGGAACUACUCCAGCACACAUUAGGGCGAUUGCUGAGAAAGUGAAACACUGCCAGCCCAGAGUGCCUCCUGCUGAUGUCUUUCAGGACUACAUGCUACUCUCAGGUCUGGAGCCAUUCAGGAUAGGGCCAUACACUAACUUCGUCAACAUCGGCGAACGCUGCAAUGUGGCAGGGUCACGCAGGUUUGCCAAGCUGAUCAUGGCUGGAAACUAUGAGGAGGCGUUGAGCAUAGCCAAGACCCAGGUGGAGAUGGGUGCCCAGGUCCUGGACAUCAACAUGGACGAGGGCAUGCUAGAAGGCCCUGCCGCCAUGGCUCGGUUCUGCUGUCUCAUAGCGUCGGAACCUGACAUCGCAAGGGUGCCUCUAUGUAUAGACUCGUCUAACUUCUCUGUGAUCGAGGCGGGCCUGAAGUGUUGUCAGGGGAAGUGCAUCGUCAACAGCAUCAGUCUGAAGGAGGGAGAAGACGAGUUCCUCCAGAGAGCCGCGACUGUGAGGCGCUACGGCGCCGCAGUGGUGGUCAUGGCCUUUGACGAGGAGGGCCAGGCGACAGAAACUGAGCGCAAGGUUGACAUCUGCAGCCGAGCGUAUCACCUGCUAGUUAAUAAGGUGGGCUUUGACCCUAACGACAUAAUCUUUGACCCAAACAUCUUGACCAUCGGGACAGGCAUGGAGGAACACAACGAGUACGCCAUCAACUUCAUCAAAGCCACCAAGCUCAUUAAGGAGUCUUUGCCGGGGGCCAGGAUUAGUGGAGGACUGUCCAACCUGUCGUUUUCCUUCAGGGGCAUGGAGGUUAUCAGAGAGGCCAUGCAUGGAGCCUUCCUCUACCAUGCUAUCAAGGAUGGUAUGGACAUGGGCAUAGUGAACGCCGGCAGCCUGCCUGUCUAUGAUGACAUUGACAAGGAGCUCCUGCUGAUGUGUGAGAACCUCAUCUGGAACCGAGACCCUGAUGCCACGGAGAAGCUACUACUGUAUGCACAGAGCUGUGCCAAAGGAGGGAAGAAGGUCAUCCAGACAGACGAGUGGAGACUGGGAACAGUGGAAGAGAGGCUGGAGUAUGCACUCAUCAAGGGUAUAGAUAAGUAUGUGGUUGAGGACACAGAGGAGGCGAGGGCCCAGCAGGACCGCUACCCUAGGCCCCUUCACGUCAUUGAGGGGCCCCUGAUGAACGGCAUGAAGGUGGUGGGGGAUCUGUUCGGAGCCGGAAAGAUGUUCCUGCCUCAGGUGAUCAAGUCGGCGCGUGUGAUGAAGAAGGCAGUUGCCCACCUGAUCCCCUUCAUGGAGGUGGAGCGAGAGGCUGCCCUGCUGGCAUCGGGGUCCUCCGAGGAGGUGGACCCGUACCAGGGGACCAUAGUUCUGGCCACGGUCAAGGGAGACGUCCACGACAUUGGGAAGAACAUCGUAGGAGUGGUCCUGGGAUGCAACAACUUCAGGGUAAUUGAUCUUGGGGUCAUGACCCCAUGCGACAAGAUACUGAGAGAGGCCAUCGAACGCAAAGCAGAUAUCAUCGGUCUGUCCGGCCUCAUCACUCCCUCACUGGACGAGAUGAUCUACGUUGCCAAGGAGAUGGAGCGGCUCGGGAUGAAGACCCCAUUGUUGAUCGGCGGGGCCACCACCUCUAAGACUCAUACAGCAGUAAAGAUUGCGCCGCGCUACAGCUGCCCUGUGAUCCAUGUUCUGGAUGCCUCCAGGAGUGUGGUGGUGUGCUCUCAGCUGCUGGAUGACAAUGUGAAGGAGGAGUUCUUUGAGGAGUUGACAGAGGAGUAUGAGGACAUUCGACAGGACCACUAUGACUCCUUGAAGGAGCGACACUUCCUGUCUCUAGCCCAGGCCAGGGAAAAGAGACUACAUGUGGACUGGCUCUCCCAGCCUAAACCAGUGUGCCCUCAGUUCCUUGGUACUCGAGUAUUUGAGCAUUAUGACCUUCGGAGGCUGGUAGACUACAUCGACUGGAAACCCUUCUUUGACGUGUGGCAGCUGAGAGGAAAGUACCCCAACAGGGGGUACCCCAAGAUCUUCAAGGACAAAACCGUAGGUGAGGAAGCGCAGAAAGUGUUUGACGAUGCCCAGCGGCUGCUCAACAGGCUGAUAGAUAAUAAGGGACUCUCUGGGCGUGGCCUGGUGGGCUUCUGGCCCGCCCAGAGCGUUGGAGACGACAUCCAUGUGUAUGAACAUGAUGUGACACCUCGCUCUGCCACUCCCCUCGCUACCUUCUACGGUCUGCGCCAACAGGCAGAGAAGGACCGGGCCAGCUCAGACCCCUACUACUGCCUGUCAGACUUCGUGGCCCAGAAGGACAGCGGGGUCCCUGACUACAUCGGCAUGUUUGCCGUAGCUGUGUUCGGGGCAGACCAGCUGAGCCGACAGUUUGAGAAACAGGGAGACGAUUACAACAGCAUCAUGAUCAAGGCUCUGGCUGAUCGCUUAGCUGAGGCAUUUGCCGAGGAGCUGCAUGCCCGUGUUCGUAAGGAGCUGUGGGGCUACAGCGUGGAGGAGGACCUCGGGACCCAGGACAUGCACAGGAUCCGCUACGAAGGAAUCCGGCCUGCGGCUGGCUACCCGUCACAGCCAGACCACACUGAGAAGACCACCAUGUGGAGACUGGGCCAAGUGAAGGAGAAGACCGGUAUUGUGUUGACAGAGUCUCUGGCCAUGAUUCCAGCAUCUGCUGUCUCUGGCCUGUACUUCUCUAACCCCAAAGCCACCUACUUCGCUGUGGGAAAAAUUACCAAAGAACAGGUGGAAGACUAUGCUGGGAGGAAAGAGAUGCCCGUGCCAGAGGUGGAACGCUGGCUCGGGCCAAUCCUGGCCUACGACCCUGACUGCUAGUUAUAGGUUAACCACUCCUGAGCUACAGUAUAGACUGACAGUGACACUUCAGCCAAUCCUGGGUGAUGGAACUGCUGCCUCCAAAACACUAACUUCCUAGGUGCUGCUCCUGAUUCAGCAGUGAGAGCAUUGCAAAGUUUCUUCUACACCUGAGUUGGUAUACAAACUGAAAGAGUGCCUACCGCCCACCUGCAGUGUGUUCUUUGAACAGGUAUAAAGCUAAUGUUGGCCAUUUACAGCCACCUGUACUAAUGGGAUGUUUACUCAUGAGUUUAGCACAUAAGCUGAUCCCUUCUUGGCCUAGUUUUUCCCAAAGUCGUGAUCAGAUUUCCAAUCGAGGAUGGAUUAAAAAGCAAAUAAAUACAAUGAAUAGGACAGGCCACCAUUGACUUAAAUGUUGACACCCCUUACAUGUACUGUGUUAAUGUAUAUUUAUUUAUUUGAUUAAUGAAAUUCAACUUUUACCCUACAAGGUCCAGAAACUGGUGGUAUUUUUUUUCUACCUCAUCAUUAAUUACACCCACUUGUGAUUGUGUAUUGAGUAUGUUAAGUAUUUAGUAAUUUUUUCUAUCAAAUGACCAGCUGUUAUUAAAGAAAAAUAAUAUGUUGUGAUGUAUUAAACUUUUACAGGAUUUUAAUAACUUUUCCCAUUAUUGAUAAUCUACGUUUGUUGAGGUAUCACAUUCAUUGAUUAAUUUUAGGUUUUUAUUAUUAAAAACCUAAAUAGAAAAUAUAUUUAUAAAAUUUUUCGGUACAUUGUAAAGGGCCAAUACAUUUCAACACACGCACUUGUAUUUAAUUAAUUAUCUAUACUUAAUUGGAUAUUACCGGUUUAGAGUGUUUUUUCAUUUGCAUUAACAAGGCAGACCAAUUUGUUUCCUCUAAUGGGUCUUUCAUCACCGAAUAGCUCUUGGCAUACUUAUAGUAAACCUCCAAGUUACAGAAUGAUUUUAUGGAUAAUUAUUGUAAGAUUUCACUAUGUCUUAAACAGAGGUGCCCACACUAUGAGUAGUGUUUUUAUUGUGACUUGAAAAAGAAAUCAAUGUUUAAUCAUUUCAGCCUUGAACCUCGUGUAAGCAAUUUUUUUUGUAAAACUCUGAAUGCUCUUAAUUCUGACAUUAAAAUGUUCAUCUGUCA